AUGAUCAACUUAAUUGAAUUAAUCGUAGGAACUUGUAUGGUAAUUGUUAUUUGGCGUGAAAUUUUAGAACCGUUACUCUGGGCCUUAUUGAGAAUUACAGCAACUUUCCGUCGAAUUCUUAAUUAUAAAAGCGAACCUAGCGAUCCUGCGAUACGUUUUUUUGUGUCACCACAUAUUUCACCUGAGGAUUUUAAUCGACUGUCCGUUAAAGAGCAGGAAGAAAUAAUUGACGAUUUUACUAAAGAUUUCCAUAGAAAAUUUCAGAAGAAAUUCAACGUAAUUAUUUGUGAUAUUGUUCAAAAUAUUUGGUUUACUGGUUUAUUCAUCAUAGAUUUCUUUUGCAUUUUAGGAGAAAUUCAGGAGGGUACAUUAACUGAUGAAAUGAUGUUCGAGAACGGUAAACACUUUGAACCUUGUGAAUUUUGUUCUCCCCAAGAUUGCGAUUGCACUUAUGAACAAUAUCAAUUAAAGAUGGAAAUGAUGAAAAGGAUGGAAAAAGAGAAUAAGUGA
Rhizophagus irregularis DAOM 181602=DAOM 197198 is the source of this 510-nucleotide messenger RNA. RefSeq lists its product as uncharacterized. The record is from RefSeq and is a predicted model, not a curated record. Lineage: Eukaryota; Fungi; Glomeromycota; Glomeromycetes; Glomerales; Glomeraceae.